CCCCCUUCCCCCUUCGCCUUCCUUCCCCGCUCCGGUCCUCGAUCUCCCCUCUUUAUCUCCUCUCUGGCACUAAUGACCGGGCACACCACGGCCCUCGCGCUCGUGGUCGGCGUUGACGGCGGCGCCACCAAGUCCACCCUGACCGUGGGGUUGGCGCGUAACUGCCCCCAGGACCCGGUGCAGGGCUUCUGCCUGUCCGGGCCAGCGGCCAACAUCCAUAUCCGCGGCGUCGAGGUGGUCGCGCGUGAACUCCACCACACCCUGGCCGCCGGCGUGCGCGGCCUGCUGGAGAGUCCCGGCCUGCGGGAGCACUCGUGCACCUGUCCGCUGGGCGAGUCUUGCCCAUUGUGGCCGGCCGGGCGGGCGGGCACCGAGGCGGGCGGCCCCCCGCGCGCGGUGAUCGCAUCCCUGGUGGCCUGCCUGAGUGGCAUCCAGUCGGACACCGACGCCGAGGCCCUGCGCCGGUGCCUCCAGCAAAAGGUGUGGUCCGGGGCUGCGUGUGCCCGGCAGCGUCUUUGCGCGCAUUUGCUCUCCAACGACGGGGGCACCGAGGUGCCGGAUGCCGACCUGGCGGGCCUGCUGUCGCUUCAGCCGGGGGCCUUUCUCCCGCCGGCCCACACGCUGAUCCUGAACGACACGCGUGUCUGCAUCACCGGGCAGCAUCCCAUUUCGGAAGUCGGCGGCGCGGCCCUGUCCGUGUGCCUGGUGGCCGGGACCGGCAGCAAUUGCACCACCCUGCCGUGGCACCUGGAGCCGCACGAGAUCUCCGAUGCGGCUCGGUGUCACUGCGAUGCUUGCGACCGGGACGCAGCAUGCAGCCAGCCCCUGGCCUCGAAGCCGGCCAGUUUCCAACGCGUGUCGGCCGGCGGCUGGGGGCACCUUCUCGCCGACCAUGGAAGCGGCUAUGCAUGCGCUCUUCUCUGCUUGCAGAACAUUUUCUUGGCCCUGGACCAUGUGCCACUGCAACUGGACUCGUACGCCCCCGAGGCCGGCCCGGAGGAGCUCGGCAACCCGGCCGCCGCGGCCGUGGCCCUCGGCCUGAUGGCCGAUCACUUUCAGAUCCCGGCGGAUGUGCGCGCCAGCGGCACCUCGGCCAUCCAAAGCUGGAUGGUGCAGAACAUCUACACCGCCGGGUCCGACUCCAAGAGCUUCAUCGCCGGCUUCGCGCUGCAAGUGGCCCACGGCGCCGCCACCCUCAAGGACCCCUUCUGCCGGGCGCACCUGCACCAUGCGGGCUGGUGGCUGGGACGGCUGUUGCGAUCGGUCAUUCAACGCUCGCUCCCGGGCCCGGGCCCGGAGCUGCCGUGCGGCGUGUCGGUGGCCUGCAUCGGGUCGCUGUUCAAUGCCUUCGAGGCGGGACUGGGCGAGGGCCUGCUGCUUGGCCUGCGGGCCGGUCGGCAACUUGUCGGCAUUGUCAUGCGCGUCACCUGCCACCAGGCAAAGGGGGAGUUUGCUGGCGCGCUUGCGGCGUCGGCCUUUGCGCUGGAGCUGGUGCUGGGGCCGGGCGGGCCGGGUGUUCCGGGCCGGGUGCCGGCCUCCAUACUGCUCACCCGGCGGGUUCCCCUCUGAGGCCCGAGAGAAGGGCCUCCGGGGUGGGCCCUGGCCCGGGGCGGCCCGGGCAGGACCGGCAGAACCCCAGCCGCAGGCAAUCAACAAGCCUCCCCUGUCCACCCGGGCGCGCCUGCGCCGGUGCCUGUCUCCCCGACCUGCCCCGGCCCGGGGGCUGCCCCUUCCUGCUCUCGGUCGGCCAAAUGCAAGCAAAAGAGCAACCCCAAAUCCGGCCACUUUCUCAGAA
This is a messenger RNA of Fonticula alba, 1795 nucleotides long. RefSeq lists its product as hypothetical. Gene Ontology annotation, molecular function: N-acetylglucosamine kinase activity. Lineage: Eukaryota; Rotosphaerida; Fonticulaceae. The coding region runs from base 73 to 1569 and encodes 498 amino acids. The transcript is spliced from 6 exons. The record is from RefSeq and is a predicted model, not a curated record.